Maylandia zebra (zebra mbuna) is the source of this 2977-nucleotide messenger RNA. NCBI's taxonomy places the organism in Eukaryota, Metazoa, Chordata, Actinopteri, Cichliformes, Cichlidae. The record is from RefSeq and is a predicted model, not a curated record.
GCAGCACAUUUUCCACUCCCACGGCAGUUAAGCUUAGCCAGCUGUGUGUGCAGAGGUGUAGCCACAUAAGAGGACGACAAUGUUCAGGAAAAUAUGAAGCUUCUUCUAUUUAUAGACUUCUUGUCGCCAAUCAAACAGAGCGCGGCUGCAACGCUGCCCAACCAGCUGUGCGUGCAGAGGAGGAAGCCCGCUUUCGUUUUCUUACAAGAGAGGCGAGGACGUGAUUGAGGUGCUCGGCCACUUCUGUAGUUUAGAAAGAACAGAAACAAAGUUCUGCAGACGGACUUUGGGUGUUUGAAGGGGAGCUGAUGGAGUUUGCUGAGCACAUCAAGACGGCCAAUGUGGAGGAUGUUGUGCUCCGACAGCCGCUGCAACCCCCGAGCAGAGGAACCCUGUGCAUCACCGGCCACCACCUGCUCUUCUCGGACAGGGAGGAGAGUGACUCCCGGCAGGUUUUAUUGCUCCUUAGGAACAUCGAUGCCAUUGAGAAAAGUGUGGAAAACCUUACGGGCUAUUCCGGCUUCUUCUCUAAUGCAAGCCACAGUGAAAGGAUGUCUGGUUCAUCUGGAACAAUUACGAUGAAGUGUAAAGAUCUGCGUGUGCUCCAGCUUGACAUCCCAGGCAUGGAACAGUGUCUCAACAUUGCACAGUCUAUCGAGACACUGUCCUGUCUGGACUGCGUGUCCGCAAUGUACCCUUUCUUUUACCGACCUGUUGAUCUCAGCCUGCCGGAGCAGUGGGGUCUCUCAUCUCCUGAAAUGCACUACAGUCAGAUGAAGGAACUUUAUGAGAAGUGGAGACUGAGCACCGUGAACAGAGAUUACUCGGUUUGUCCCUCCUACCCUCCGGCAGUCAUCGUCCCAAAAAGCAUAGACGACGACACACUGAAAAAAGCAGCCAAAUUCAGACAGGGAGGACGUUUCCCUGUUCUCUGCUACUACCACAAGAAGAACGGCAUGGUCAUCAUGCGCAGCAGUCAGCCGCUGCUAGGAGCCAAUAGGAAGCGCUGCAAGGAAGAUGAGCUGCUCCUCCAGGCUGUGAUUGAGGGUUCGGACAAAGGCUACAUAAUUGACACUCGCUCCAUGCAGCAGGCUCAACAGGCCAGGAUGACAGGUGGAGGGUUUGAGUCGAAAUCGUUCUACGACCGCUGGAAGAGAUUUCACAGACAGAUGGAAAGGGGUAAAGCUCUCCAGGAGAGCCUAAUUAAACUGGUGGAGGCUUGUGGUGAUGAGUCCAACAACAUGGACCGCUGGCUCAGUAAGCUGGAGAAUUCAAAGUGGCUGUCGCACGUCCAAAAUGCUCUUUCUACUGCCGGCCUGCUGGUGGAGUGUGUGGAGAGGGAUGGCCAUUCUGUUCUUGUUCACGGCUCUGAAGGGACAGACUGCUCUUUGCUCAUCAGCACUCUGGCUCAGCUCAUCAUGGAUCCAUGCUGCCGCACAGUGGAGGGCUUCUUGGGACUGCUGGAGAGAGAGUGGAUACAGGCAGGACACCCGUUCCAGCAGCGAUGCGCUCACUCAGCUUACUCCCAUGCUCGUCUCCAGCAGGAGUCUCCGGUGUUCCUGCUGCUGCUGGACUGCGUGUGGCAGCUUUGGCGGCAGUUCCCCUUGGCUCUGGGCUUCUCUGAGGCGCUGCUCCUGCGACUGGCGACUGAAGUUUAUGCCUCGGAUUAUGGCACCUUUCUGUGUAACAGUGAUCAGGAAAGGUGUGCCUUGGAAGUAAAGGAAAGGACUCACUGCUUGUUCCGGGCUCUGCUAAGGCCCACGGAGAGGGAUUACUACUCUAACCCCCUGUAUGAACGCACUGAGCUAGCAAUCUGGCCCUCAGUUCAUCCUCAGUCCCUGCAGCUCUGGAAAGGCUAUUUUUUGAGGUGGACCCAGCAGGUUCGUCACCUUGAAGAGGCUCAGGAGGAAAUCAGGAACAUGGUCAUUGAGUGGGGGAAGUUAGCACGCAGCUGAUGCCUCGUUCGUGUGAAUGAGGUGGGAUCACAUGGUUCCAAGGAGUUAAAACAAAAUACCUGAUUUUGAUUUGACCUGUCGCCUUCAAGGUUGCCCGCUGGGCACUUCUGGACUGUUUUCGCCCUGGCUGAAACUUGUAGAUCACUCUGAACCUGGAAGUCCCAUUCUUAUUGCACACCAUGGAUUUAAAAACGUCUAUGCCAGUAUGAUCCAGCUUUUAUUAAAGAUACUUACCUGUGAAGAGGACAGUGUACCAGACCAAACAGCAGACUCCACAGUGUUCCAGUCAGGUGAGGAGUGUGAGUGCGUUGAAAAGGCAAGACGAUCUUCAUGUUCCUCCCUUAGAAUGAUAUUCAAGUUGUAGGCUCACGAUUUUAGAUGUGUUCCAACACGCAUCACAUUCAGAAAUGUGCAGGGGGCAGAAGAAUUCGAUGAGGAUUAGACUGACUUGGACAAAACCGUUAGAUUUUGGAUACAUGUCUAAAUUCACCUGUUUCACAAAGCUGUGGAUACCCAUUGUUAGAGAUGUUAAGCAGGAAAAUGGCACACUGAAUUGUAACUAAAAUGUUUUUCAAAGAAGGAAAAAUCACCAACAGUGAAGCUGUCCAACCACUCAGCUCUGUUUACCGCAGUGGAAAAUCUUAGUCUUUUUGAAGACGUGUGAAGACUUGCCUUCAAAACGGCAGUAAAGACGUAACAGUAUAGAGUAUAUGAAGUGUCCCUCCUACCUCAGUCAGACUCAGACCAGUUUAGCAGAACAAACAGAAAUGGCUGGCGUCCUCGAUGCUUUAUAUUUAGACAGGAUCUUAAAACCGCAGCGGUCCGGAGGUGACACAAACUUGAGAGAAAGAUCAGCUAAAUUUAAAUUAGGUGCUUUUUAUUGACAGAGUUGCAGAACUUUGUGAUCCUACCUUGUGUGAAUUAGAGAAGAUGAACCUGAUGAAUGUUAACAAUAUGCAAUGCCUAAUGUGUUUUAAUGUACAGUAUUUUUUACACUUGCAUAAAAGUUUUCUUACAAAAAA